Trifolium pratense (red clover) is the source of this 1108-nucleotide messenger RNA. RefSeq names its product adenylate kinase 4. The transcript is spliced from 6 exons. NCBI's taxonomy places the organism in Eukaryota, Viridiplantae, Streptophyta, Magnoliopsida, Fabales, Fabaceae. The coding region runs from base 179 to 910 and encodes 243 amino acids. Gene Ontology annotation, molecular function: AMP kinase activity; ATP binding. The record is from RefSeq and is a predicted model, not a curated record. Gene Ontology annotation, cellular component: cytoplasm; mitochondrion. Gene Ontology annotation, biological process: nucleobase-containing compound metabolic process.
GGGAUCAAACAAGGUAUAAAAAUACCAAAUUACCCUCUUUCUCUUUUCUCUUUUUUUUUAUUCACAUUACAUAAGCAUAAGAAUCAUCGUUGUUGUUUCUACUUUGCGUGUUUCUUCGUCUCUGUGUUCUCUGCCACAACACAGACACAACAAAACAACAUUAACAGAGAAAACGGUAAUGGCGAACACUAACUUGGAAGAUGUUCCUUCUGUCGAUCUCAUGACCGAACUACUUCGUCGUCUCAAGUGUUCCUCCAAACCUGACAAGCGUCUUAUUCUCGUUGGCCCACCUGGAUCUGGAAAAGGCACUCAGUCGCCAAUCAUAAAGGAUGAGUACUGCUUAUGCCACUUGGCCACUGGUGAUAUGUUGAGAGCAGCUGUAGCAGCAAAAACUCCUCUCGGUAUUAAGGCGAAAGAAGCUAUGGAGAAGGGAGAACUUGUUUCUGAUGACUUGGUUGUUGGCAUUAUUGAUGAAGCAAUGAAGAAACCAUCAUGUCAGAAAGGUUUCAUUCUUGAUGGCUUUCCAAGAACUGUGGUUCAAGCACAGAAGCUUGACGAGAUGCUGGAAAAACAGGGUGCUAAAAUUGACAAAGUGCUCAAUUUUGCGAUUGAUGAUGCAAUCCUUGAGGAGCGAAUUACUGGACGCUGGAUACACCCAUCCAGUGGCAGAACCUACCAUACAAAGUUUGCUCCUCCCAAGGUUCCUGGAGUUGAUGAUGUUUCUGGUGAACCCCUUAUCCAGCGCAAGGAUGACACUGCAACUGUUCUUAAGUCAAGACUGGAGGCAUUUCACAGGCAAACUGAACCGGUUAUUGAUUACUAUUCAAAGAAGGGCAUUGUGGCUAGUCUCCAUGCUGAAAAACCUCCCAAAGAGGUGACAUCUGAGGUUGAGAAAGUGCUGUCUCAAUAGAGUUCCUUCCGAACCUUGGGCUCAAACUGCUGUUGAAUUUUUUAGGAAACUUAGUUUGCCAAUUUCUAUUUUGAUACAUUCUGAAGUCUACAUACCCUUUCAAAUUCGCUGCGGAUGCCGGUUUUUCUCAAACUAAGAUUUGGAGAGUUAAUUUGAUGAAAAUAAAAAGUAAAUUGAAUGUGGCAUUUUACUUCUAAA